ACCACGGUAAAAUGUCAUCUGACGAUGUCAGUCAGAGGAUAGUUGAAUUGUCUAGCUUGGGAGACGUGGAAGCGAUAAAAAGUUUGAUAGAAACGGAGAGUACAGCUUCUGUCAAUUCAGCUGACAAGGAUGGAAUGACUGCACUAAUGCACGCAGCGUUUAAGGGUCGCUUAGAGAUGUGCAGGUAUUUGUUGGAAAAUGGGGCCGAAGUAAAUGAAACGUUUCAUGUCCACGAGUACACUCCUCUCAUGUUUGCUGUGCUGUCAGGCUCUGUUGAAGUAACACGUCUUCUUCUUGAAUUUGGUGCCAGUCCUCGUAAGAAAAAUGAUAUUGGAAAGACUGCAUGCCAACUAGCUGGAUUUGUUGGAUAUCAGAAAUGUGUAACAGUUAUUUGCAAUUUUAUUCCUCAGUCAAAAUUGGAACAGUUUACAGUUAUUCAAGGAUUAGACAAGGAACCAAAGCUGCCCAGUCAUCUCCUAUCCGCUGCUCACAAAUUUGUUACCACAAUCAACUUGAAUCCUGUUUAUCUGUCAUUGCUACUGAAUGAAAACACAGAAUUGUUGGCAAAACAUGCUUCAGUUGUCUACAUCUUGGAAAAGCUUAUGGAGCUCAAUGUAAAAGAACUCAACGAGCCACUGUGUUUCAAGAUGCACUAUCUUACUCAUGUGGUGCAGCAAGCUAGUACACACAAAGGCGGUCCAUUGGGCUGGAUAAAGUGGUUGCUGAAGGGUAGGGAGUCUGAUGGAGCACUGCUAAACCUGGAGGAUUUUGUUCGCACUAGCAUACGAGACUUUAGGUAUCGAGACAGUCAGCUACUGAGUAGUCUGGUGAAGGGCAUUAGCAAAGUGAAACUGGGAGAUCCUCCAUCAGCUUUGUUUUGUUUGGAACAAGCAGUUAACAGCAGUCGAGAGGUCGAGCCUGUGGACAAAUGUGCUACGUGUGGAGUUAGUGAAUCAAACCUGAAAAGAUGUUCAGCUUGUAAAGAGGUUUUUUACUGCAGUGUAAGAUGCCAGAAACUGCAUUGGUUUAGCCACAAGAAGCAGUGUAAGCAUAAAGAGAAGUCGAAAUAGAGAGAAACAGUUUAUCAUCCGUAGUAGCAGAGAAUGGCUGACAGAACACAGGAUGCUCGUAAUUGCAGCAAGUGCUACUGUGGCAGGCUAGAAGUUAUGACAGUGAUGUGUGUUGCCUCUAGCUAAUACACAGAUGGUUGCUGUUAGUGUGUGAUAGAAUUAGCGAAUAAAGUGUCUGUAUAAAUUGUGUGAAAUAUAAUCAACGUCUAAGCA
Corticium candelabrum is the source of this 1283-nucleotide messenger RNA. Its product is annotated as ankyrin repeat and MYND domain-containing protein 2-like. The record is from RefSeq and is a predicted model, not a curated record. The transcript has 12 exons. Lineage: Eukaryota; Metazoa; Porifera; Homoscleromorpha; Homosclerophorida; Plakinidae. Gene Ontology annotation, molecular function: protein binding. Bases 12 to 1070 code for a protein of 352 amino acids.